This is a messenger RNA of Striga asiatica, 645 nucleotides long. The record is from the annotation of a GenBank genome assembly. NCBI's taxonomy places the organism in Eukaryota, Viridiplantae, Streptophyta, Magnoliopsida, Lamiales, Orobanchaceae.
AUGCGCAUUUCAAGAAGAUGCAAGUCCCCAAGAACGGGGAAAAUAGUCAAAAUACUCAGGUCACUGCGACUAACAAUUCUAAGCCCAUCCUCGGGAGGGUUAAAGCUUCCACAGGUUGCGGCUCAUUUGGUCCCCUUAGCCAAAUUUCUACUUGACCUGCUCCUCAGGGUCCUUCGACCUCUAAAAAGAGGACACUUGAGCCCAAGAAGACCAAGACUCUCGAACCAAGUCACCCGAUGGGCCUCAACAAGGGCCAUCGAGCCACACCCUAACUUUGGACAUGCGUCGGUUGGGGAUCAUGAAUUUGACCGAAACUGCUACACGGCCCACCACCUGGCAAAGGUCAAGGCAAAAACACACACACUUACACAUAGUUUGCCCUAUCCUCUCUUCCGUCGCCUCCAUUCACAUACUCUGCAGAAAUUCUGUCGCUUCCAUACGUUGACGCUGCACACAUCACACGAGAUUCUCAAGUCCCAGUGUGGUCACAACCUCUCGUUGCCUCCGCCCACGCCUUCCCCAUCGUCUCCACACGCGGCGAACAAUCUCUUUCCUCCGAUUCGCGGUCCUUCGCCAACGCCUCCGCCUCCAGCCUCGUUUGCAGCCUUUUUUAUUAAGUCUACAGGCAUGAGGCAACAAAUAUAG